Molecule: messenger RNA, 1119 nt
Organism: Bolinopsis microptera
Lineage: Eukaryota; Metazoa; Ctenophora; Tentaculata; Lobata; Bolinopsidae
Product: proteinase-activated receptor 3-like
Exons: 6
Coding region: 1-1119 (372 amino acids)
Biological process (GO): G protein-coupled receptor signaling pathway
Cellular component (GO): membrane
Molecular function (GO): G protein-coupled receptor activity
Source: RefSeq, a predicted model, not a curated record
AUGUCAGGUAACGACACCACAGAGAUAGUAGAACAGAGCACCUUCACAGCAGUUAUCCUCCCAACAUUCUAUCUCCUUCUCUCCAUCUACGUUAUCAUCGUCAACCUCAUAGAGCUCGUCAUCAUCACUAGGAUCAAAACUUCUUCCUCCACUAUCUUCAUUGCGAGCUUGGCGAUGACAGAUCUCACAAUGGGUAUAUUCGCUAUCCUACCCUCCUCCGUAUCCUUCCUACUAAAAUUCGACAAGUUCUUCCUUGGAGCCAUUCUCUGCGAUAUUUCAGGAGUGAUAUCGAACACGUCACUAUUUGCAUCCCUUCUGUCGGUGGUCUGCAUCACCCUGAACCGGUACAUAGCCCUAGCUGUACCACUACACUACAACAAGAUAUCCACCAACCAGACGGGGUAUACAGUGACCGGUUUGAUCUGGUUCAUUUCACUCCUUCGAUCCCUCGUUCCUUACUUCAAACUUGAAAGAUACCAAUAUGCGAUUAGCAUAGGAAUGUGCUCCUACGGUACCAACAUCUUCCAAGAGAACGAGAUCUACUACUACCCUCUAAUACAAGUUAUUCCUUACUCUAUCUGCUUCGUCUUCCUUAUCUUCUGUCCCUUACACAUGACAGCUCUGCUGUCUAAAAGACAGAGGCAAAGCACUACAAUGAGAUCAUCCCUGAGAAAGUCAGAAGAUAACAGCGGAGCAAAAGGAGCGUUCAGUAGACUCCAGUCUGGUUCCCUGAAGAAGAACGGGUCCCGGGCCAAGGGGAAAGCGAAACAGAACGAACGGGAAGCCACCACAACAACCCUCCUGGUUGUGUUGGGAUUUGUUGUGUGCUACUCUGUCAACUACUACUUCAUUUGCUACUACUUCGGUUAUUUGGUCCUUGGUUAUUGGCCCUUUGAGAUGGGGAGAGCUUGGGAUGUGUUAGAGACCCUUUGGAUGAUGGGAAUGAAUUUAAACUCUAUUUUUAACCCGAUUAUUUAUUUGUUCCGGAACACAGCUUUCAAAACGGAGCUGUUGAAGAUGAAACAGUCCGUUUUAAGGUUCUGCAAGUGUGCCGAGGACACAGGGGUCCACACUGUCAUUAAAGGCACCAGCUCGGGCAGUACCAGUUACAAAUCGUAG